Messenger RNA from Phalaenopsis equestris, 463 nucleotides. Its product is annotated as acylphosphatase-like. The record is from RefSeq and is a predicted model, not a curated record. Gene Ontology annotation, molecular function: acylphosphatase activity. The transcript has a single exon. Bases 1 to 447 code for a protein of 148 amino acids. Lineage: Eukaryota; Viridiplantae; Streptophyta; Magnoliopsida; Asparagales; Orchidaceae.
AUGAAAUUGGGGGCUAUAUUCGUAAAUAGCAAUGUUUUGGACGAUUUGGAUGUAAUUGCGUUCCCCCAAACUCACUCCAUCUUCAAAAUCGCAAUCGCCAUAGAAGCGGGUAUGAGGAGUAUGGACACCGCAGCUGCAACUUCCGGCGUUCUUCCUCCGACGAUGGUCGUGAAAACCGUGCGGGUGGAGAUAAAGGGACGCGUGCAGGGUGUAGGGUUCCGAGAUUGGACGAUGGAGAACGCAGAGGAUCUUGGCCUACGGGGCUGGGUAAGGAACCGGAGGAAUGGCUCUGUUGAAGCCCUCUUCUCCGGAAGCCCAGAAAAAGUAGAGGAGAUGAUCGACCGGAGGUGCAGGAUCGGCCCUCCCGCCGCCGCCGUCACUGCCGUUACAUCUUUCCCGUCGAACGAGGAUCCGGGCCUGGAUUUCCGCUGCAAAAACACUCUCUAAUGUUUGAUUCUCUCUG